GGGGGACUAAGGCCAGGACUCUUCUUGGGAUUUGGGGGUUUGGUUUGGGAGCGCCUUCCGGACGUACUCUAGGAGUCCGGGGGCCGAGGCCCGCCGCCAUGGGGCUGAAGGCCGCCCAGAAGACACUAUUCCCGCUGCGCUCCAUUGACGACGUGGUGCGCCUGUUCGCAGCCGAGCUGGGCCGAGAAGAGCCGGACCUGGUGCUCCUAUCCUUGGUACUAGGCUUUGUGGAGCAUUUCCUAGCUGUCAACCGCGUCAUCCCCACCAAUGUGCCAGAGCUCACCUUCCAGCCCAGCCCUGCGCCCGACCCUCCUGGCGGCCUCACCUACUUCCCGGUUGCCGACCUAUCCAUCAUCGCUGCGCUCUAUGCCCGCUUCACCGCCCAGAUCCGAGGUGCCGUCGACCUGUCUCUGUACCCUCGAGAAGGGGGCGUCUCCAGCCGGGAGCUGGUGAAGAAAGUCUCCGAUGUCAUCUGGAACAGCCUCAGCCGCUCCUACUUCAAGGAUCGGGCUCACAUCCAAUCCCUCUUCAGCUUCAUCACAGGCACCAAACUGGACAGCUCUGGUGUGGCCUUUGCUGUGGUGGGGGCCUGCCAGGCUCUGGGUCUCCGGGAUGUCCACCUGGCUCUGUCUGAGGAUCAUGCCUGGGUGGUGUUUGGGCCCAAUGGAGAACAGACAGCUGAGGUCACCUGGCAUGGCAAGGGCAAUGAGGACCGCAGGGGCCAGACAGUCAACGCGGGUGUGGCCGAACGGAGCUGGCUGUACUUGAAAGGAUCAUACAUGCGCUGUGACCGAAAGAUGGAAGUGGCAUUUAUGGUGUGUGCCAUCAACCCUUCCAUCGACCUGCACACCGACUCCCUGGAACUGCUGCAGCUGCAGCAGAAGCUGCUCUGGCUGCUCUACGACCUGGGACAUCUGGAAAGGUACCCCAUGGCGCUGGGGAACCUAGCAGACCUGGAGGAGCUGGAGCCCACCCCCGGCCGGCCAGACCCACUCACCCUCUACCACAAGGGCAUUGCUUCAGCCAAGACCUACUACCGGGAUGAGCACAUCUACCCCUACAUGUACCUGGCCGGCUACCAUUGUCGCAACCGCAAUGUGCGCGAAGCCCUACAGGCCUGGGCCGACACUGCCACUGUCAUCCAGGACUACAACUACUGCCGAGAGGAUGAGGAGAUCUACAAGGAAUUCUUUGAAGUAGCCAAUGACGUCAUCCCCAACCUGCUGAAGGAGGCGGCCAGCCUGCUGGAGGCUGGUGAGGAGCGGCCAGGGGAGCAGACCCAGGGCUCCCAGAGCCAGGGGUCUGCCCUGCAGGACCCAGAGUGCUUUGCUCACCUGCUGCGGUUCUACGAUGGCAUCUGCAAAUGGGAAGAGGGCAGCCCCACGCCGGUGCUGCACGUGGGCUGGGCCACCUUCCUCGUGCAGUCCCUAGGCCGUUUCGAAGGACAGGUGCGGCAAAAGGUGCGCAUAGUGAGCCGUGAGUCCGAGGCUGCGGAAGCGGAGGAGCCGUGGGGCGAGGAAGCCCGGGAGGGCCGGCGACGGGGCCCUCGGCGGGAGUCCAAGCCCGAGGAGCCGCCGCCUCCCAAGAAGCCAGCUCUGGACAAGGGUCCAGGCGUGGGUCAGAGCGCGGUGCCAGCACCCCCUCGGAAGUCCCCAGGGACUGUCCCGAGCACUGCUCGUGGCCCUGAAGGUGGCAGUGGGGCUCCAGCACCAGCACCAGCGCCCGCCGCGUCGCCGCCACCAGAGGGUCCGGUUCUCACUUUCCAGAGUGAGAAAAUGAAGGGCAUGAAGGAGCUGCUGGUAGCCACCAAGAUCAACUCGAGUGCCAUCAAGCUGCAGCUCACCGCUCAAUCGCAAGUGCAGAUGAAAAAGCAGAAGGUGUCUACACCCAGCGACUAC
Pteropus alecto (black flying fox) is the source of this 1898-nucleotide messenger RNA. It is a transcript of the gene MEN1, whose product is annotated as menin 1. Gene Ontology annotation, molecular function: Y-form DNA binding; transcription cis-regulatory region binding; chromatin binding. Lineage: Eukaryota; Metazoa; Chordata; Mammalia; Chiroptera; Pteropodidae. The transcript has 10 exons. The annotation marks the transcript as partial. Gene Ontology annotation, cellular component: histone methyltransferase complex; nucleus; chromatin. Gene Ontology annotation, biological process: negative regulation of cell population proliferation; negative regulation of cell cycle; regulation of transcription by RNA polymerase II. The record is from RefSeq and is a predicted model, not a curated record.